UCAGCCAAUGGACGGUGUGGUUGGCGACCCAGUGAGGCUCCGCCGGUUCUCAACAGGAAGCGAGUUUGAGUCAGGCUACGGCCUGUGACCCAGACGAGCUGUCGGUCAUGUUCAAAACAGCGGCCGAUGGAACGGAGGGAGAGGUGGGAGGCGACGCCCGCGGUCGUCCGUUGGCCGUGGCGGGAGCGGACCCGGGCCGCUUGCACGGCCUGGUGGCGCGCGCGGCGGCGCAGCACGGCGCGCGGACGGCCGUACGUUACGCCGGCGGCGCGGAGGAGGGACGGUGGUGCUACACCUACCGCCGGGUUGUCUGCCUGGGAGACGCGCUCCGGGAGCGGCUGCAGCUACACUGCGAUUUCAGCCGUGGUUAUGCGAUUGGGUUGUACUGCCAGCCGACCGUAAACCUGCCCAGCUGCAUUUUAGGAAUUCUUCAAGCUGGAGCAGCUUUUUGUCCAGUUGAUCCAGAAAGUUCACCUCGUUUAUCAGCAUAUUUUAUUCAAAUGUGCAAAUUGAAGUACAUCCUUGUUCAGAAAGAUAUGAUACAAAAAUUCAGAGACUCGUUGUCAGCCUGGUUGCACAUUGAUGUUGAGUGUGAUGUACCAAAACUAAAUGUAAUACUUGUGAAGAUUCAGUGGCUGACGACUGAUGUGGAUUCCUUUGCUUCAGAACCAAAGAGCAAAGAAAAUGUCAUUUGCAGUAAAGUAGAAGUUUUAAAAGGGAGACUGCAGUCAACUGACAAGGAUAGAGGAAGUCAUCAAUAUAAAUAUGUGGACUGCUGUGGUUUCUUGGCCUAUAUUUUGCAAACUUCAGGUACUACAGGAGCUCCAAAAAUUGUUCGAGUACCUCAUCAAUGUAUUGUUCCCAAUAUACAGCAUCUCAUGUCAAUCUUUGAUAUUUCAUCAGAUGAUGUAGUUUUUAUGGCCUCUCCUCUGACAUUUGACCCCUCGAUUAUUGAAAUAUUUAUGGCCCUGUGCAGUGGAGCUACACUGCUUAUUGUUCCACCAGUCAUUAAAAUGAUGCCAAAGAGACUAACAGAGGUUCUUUUUAGUCAUCACAAGGUGUCUGUAAUGCAGGCCACCCCAACAUUAAUUAAAAGUUUUGGAUCCAAAGUUUUGACUUCUGUAGUGCUUUCAGCUAAUUCUUCGCUACGUGUGUUAGCACUUGGUGGUGAACCAUUUCCUUCGCUACAUGUACUGAAAAAUUGGCGUGAGGAAGGAAACAAAACCCAAAUUUUCAAUCUUUAUGGGAUUACUGAAGUGUCAUGUUGGGCCACAUACUACAAGAUUCAUGAAGAAACCCCACAUAGUACCAAACGAUGUGAAGACCAUGUGCCUUUAGGAUUUCCUCUUUUAGGAACUAUUUUGGAUGUUGUAGAUGACUCUGGCAAGGUAGUCCAUGAAGGAGAGGGGCAAGUUUUCAUAGGUGGUGAAGAACGUGUGUGUUUUCUAAACAAUGAAGUGACUGUGUCCCCAGGAAUUAUGAGAGCCACUGGGGACUGGGUAAUUGUCAAAGAUGGACUGAUGUAUUAUUUGGGUCGUAAAGACAACCAGAUUAAACGUCAUGGGAAACGUGUAAAUCUUGAAAGCAUACAGCAGGUAGCUGAAAGCUUGAAGGAAGUGGAAGCCUGUGUAAUGACCAAGUGUGAUCAAGAUAAAAUGGUUCUGUUUGUUGUGCCCAGGAGCUUACCUGAACAACAUAACAAGAGUUCCACUAAUUUCUGCAGAGGUAUCCUCUCUAAUCUUGGAAAACUGGUCCCUUCGCAUGCAAUUCCAGAUGAUGUUGUCCCGAUCAGUUCAAUACCGUUUACAGCUCAUGGCAAAAUAGACCAAACUCUUUUGACUCAGAUAUAUCAAGAAAAAACCAAAGCAAAAAACUCAAACUCAAUUCGCAUGCUAGGGAGAAAAGAAAUUUGGGAAGGUAUUCAUCGACUUUGGAAGGUUGUUCUCGAUCUUCCAGAAGAUCUGACUGAUCCCUCUGAUGAUUGCAUGUUCCUGUACAGUGGAGGGGAUUCCUUAAAAGCUUUGAGACUUGUUGAAGAAAUUGAGACAUUUGUAGGACAAAGGAUAUUUGGACUUACUGAAGUCAUUUUAUACGACUCAUUUCUAGAUAUUUACAAUUAUAUUAGCAAUGCAAUACUUUUUGGAAUUGAGAACAAGGAAGAACUGGAUGAUAAAAGGAAAACAAAACGAAAAAAAAUGAAAGAUAAAAGUGCAGGAUUUUAUUCAAAACAAAUUAACCAGUGGAAAUCAAUAGCCAUUAAUGGUAGCAUUACUACCAUAAGUAGAGGGAGUAGAAUCACAAAACUACACACAGAUUUAAGUUAUGAUAACUCUGCAGAUAGACUUAGUAUACAAAAAGAUAAUGAAUUGAUGGAAGGUAUUUCAAAUAGAGAAGAAAAGAAAGAACUUAAUUUUUCUAAUGUUCCUGAAAUUAUGAAUGAAGAUACAUCAUUAAGUGAAGAGAAAACACCAGAUAAGAAUAAUUGGCUGGAGUUGUUUGAAAGCCAAAUAGUAAAUCCAUCACAUACAGAUGGGAAAUUCAUUCCAGAUAAUCGCCUAACUUAUUCCAGAACUGUAUCAUUUGAAAUUAGAUGGAAAUCUGACACUGCAAAAUGUGUGGAUGCAUCACCUCUCCUGGUAAUAUCAGGAAAUGAUGGCUCAGAUGUAACUGUGUACAUUGGAUCUCACUCUCACAGGAUGCAAGCAAUUGAUGUUCUUUCCGGAGAAAUAAAAUGGGAGAGGAUUCUUGGAGAUCGGAUUGAGUCAUCUGCUUGUAUGUCUAGAUGUGGAAAUUUUAUUAUCGUGGGUUGUUAUGAUGGUCUCAUAUAUGUGUUGAGAAGCAUCGAUGGGGAAACAUACUGGACUUUUUGCACGCAAAAUUCAGUGAAAAGUUCUCCUAUUGUGGAUCCUGACCUGGGGUUGGUUUUCAUUGGAUCACAUGAUCAGCAUGUAUAUGCUUUGGAUAUUCUUGAUAAAGUCUGUGCCUGGAAAUUGCACUGUGGAGGAGGUGCAGUGUUCUCAACUCCUUGUUUAAACAAAUCACCAAGGCUACUUUAUGUGGGAACUCUUGGGGAUUCAUUGGUAGCUGUCAAUCCAGACACUGGAAGUGCAGUUUGGAAACGUUCCUGUGGCAAGCCCUUAUUUUCUUCACCACAGUGUACUUCUCGGUCUGUGUACAUAGGUUGUGUUGAUGGGAGCCUGCAUUGCUUUGGCCAUAAUGGCGAUCAGCUUUGGCAGUUCUCAACAGGAGGCCCCAUCUUUUCUUCACCUUGCAUCUUCAACUUUUCUGCAACAGACCAGAAAAUAAUAUUUGGAUCUUAUGAUUCUUUUGUGUAUUGCUUGAAUGAAGAUGGAAAUCUGGCGUGGAAGUUUGAAACAACCAAGCAAGUAUAUGCAGUUCCAUUUAUUUUUCCCAACUCUGAUUUUAAUGGUAGAACUUUGGUUGCUGUGAUUUCUGCUGAUGGAAGCUUAUGGAUUCUUGCUGCUGCAACAGGAGAAUUGAUUACUUCAUAUUCCCUUCCAGGUGAAGUCUUCUCUUCACCAGUCUUAUGGGAAAAGAAACUUAUUGUGGGUUGUAGAAAUAACUUUGUGUAUUGUUUGGAGAUCUCUACAUCAGAACAAAAAAAAAUACCCUUGGGUGAAAGUGAGUAAUUUCCUGAAUAACUAAUUGUACCUUCUAUGUAAGUACAAUUUUUAUCAUAAUUCAAAUGCAGGCAAUGGCAAAAUUUGAACUACAGGCGCAGCAGAUUUUUGUGUAACCUAAAUCACAUGAACAGGAUCUCACCAAUGCACAGUGUUACUUAGAAAAGUUUGCCGUUAUGAAAUUAGAUGGACUUCGAACAAUAUCCUCUACCACUCUGAGAAUUAGUGGACUUUUCAGACAUGGUUGAAAGGUGACCAUGACCUAUGAAAGAUGAAUAUUAAAUCGACAUCAGAUUUCAUGAUAAGAAUUUAAACUAAGCAAUAAGCCACUUUGUGCAGCCCUCCCAUUGUUUAUUAUUGCCAUCUUGAAACUUUGCUUUGUGUAAGUUCUGACAUGAUGACAAUAGUGUGUAUGGUGGUACUAUUUUAAGUUGUGCAAGGGAUGCAAUAAGAACCAGACUUCAUUGACAAAUAUUCCAUCAAUGAAUAGACCUGGGUAUUGAGCCAUCUGCUUAGAAGAAUGAACUGGAAAGUUGUGAGCAAUUCCUGUUUGCCAUUAUAGGAAGCUAGAGAGGGUGCAGAACAGAUUCACAAGGAUGUUGCUGGGACUAGAGGGCUUGAAUUAUAAGGAUAGGCUGAGACUGUUUUCCCAGGAGUGAAGGACCUUAUAAGGGGCAUAGGUAAGGUGAAUGGUCACAGUCUUUUCCCAGGGUAGGGCAAUCUAAAACUAGAGGGCAAAGGUUUAUGGUGAGAGGGGAAAGAUUUAAAGGGGACCUGAGGGGCAAGUUUUUCCACACAGAGAAUAAUGGGAAUGUGGAACGAGCUGCCAGAGGAAAUGGUGGAGGCAGGUACAGUAAUAACAUUUAAGACCCAUCUGGACAGGUUCAUGGAUAGGAAAGGUUAGAGGGAUAUGGGCCAAAUGCAGGCAAAUGGGAUGGACUAGUUGGGCCCAAGGACCUUUUUCCAUGGAGGUCCAUUACAUGGGUCUCAUUGUAGCAAAGGUUUAUUCGGACUUUGCAAAGUCUCUUUUCAUGUCAUUCUUAAGAAUUGUUCUCAAUUCUUCAUUAUAUUAUUAUGCUCCAACUAUCACAACCAAGGGGUAGACAUGAUGACUCAGUUUUAUUCUCUUGCCUUUCAUAAUGAGUUCUUAGGAUACUGGUGCUUUGUUGUAGACCUGUACAAAUUUCUAGAGGACUGACUAGCCUACUGUGAAACAAAACUCAUUGAAGCAAAACGAAAUUUAUUGGUCAUUGAUUUUGUAAUAUCUUAAGCACAAGACAUUAAAUUAUUUUUAUAUUAAUAAAGUAUUUGUUAAUUCCUAUGGAAUUCUGUCAAUAGUUUAAUGUUCCUGUGUGGUUGCUAUAGAUUAAAGUUUAUUUGCAUGGAAUAGAACCUGAAUUGUAAUGGGUCAUAAUAUUUGUUAUAAACAAUAUUAAUGCACUUAAAACAAACUGCUGGAGGAACUCGAGUCAAGCAGCAUCUGUGGAGGCAAAGGGAAGGUUCUGCAUUUUUGAUUGUGACCUUAGGUUGUCAUGAGUGCUGAUGCAGGGUCAUGACCUGAAAUGCAGACCAUCUCUUUGCAUCCACAGACGUUGUUUGACCCAGUGAGUUCCUCCAGCAGUCUCUUGUGUCUUCUCUUAAUGUGUUUGAUUCUGAUUAUACUCGUAGUGAAGUAAUUCUUCAAAAUGGUGGAACGAAUAAAUGCCUUAAUUAUGAAGCACCCUUUAUUGAGGAGUUUUUAGCAUCCAAUUGCAUUGGAGAACCACUCACAAAUACUAAAGUAGGUGACACUUCGGUAUUCUGAAGAGAUGUGAUUGUAUAAGAUCUACUUGCCUGGAAGGAUUUGGCUGCAGCACCUCAUGUUGCACAAAAUCAUUUGGGGCAAAGCAACUGCUUGAUCUGCAGACUGACCCCAGCUUAAACUAAUUGUUCGC
Messenger RNA from Pristis pectinata (smalltooth sawfish), 5575 nucleotides. RefSeq names its product aminoadipate-semialdehyde dehydrogenase (gene aasdh). Gene Ontology annotation, biological process: amino acid activation for nonribosomal peptide biosynthetic process. The coding region runs from base 108 to 3650 and encodes 1180 amino acids. Lineage: Eukaryota; Metazoa; Chordata; Chondrichthyes; Rhinopristiformes; Pristidae. Gene Ontology annotation, molecular function: protein binding. The transcript has 14 exons. The record is from RefSeq and is a predicted model, not a curated record.